AGAUGCCCUGGGUGGGGACAGCCUUGACGCGCUGCGCCUGCGCGAUGUCUCUUUGCGGGGCGCCCCGGUCGGUUCCCAGCCCCGCUUCGCCGCAGAGGCUUGGGCCCUCCGGCCCUCCGUAGCCGCGCGACUGUCGCGCUGCACCAGCUUCCUCCUCGGCGUUCCCACGCCUAUUUGGGCGGAUUCUUGGCGCCCGAGGAAGAGGUAGGCGCACCGUGUCUCCACGUCAGAGACCCGACUGUGGAGAUGGCGGCCCAGAAGAUAAACGAGGGGCUGGAACACCUCGCCAAAGCAGAGAAAUACCUGAAAACUGGUUUUUUAAAAUGGAAGCCAGAUUAUGACAGUGCCGCUUCUGAAUAUGGAAAAGCAGCUGUUGCUUUUAAAAAUGCCAAACAGUUUGAGCAAGCAAAAGACGCCUGCCUGAGGGAAGCUGUUGCCCAUGAAAAUAAUAGGGCUCUUUUUCAUGCUGCCAAAGCUUAUGAGCAAGCUGGAAUGAUGUUGAAGGAGAUGCAGAAGCUACCAGAGGCCGUUCAGCUAAUUGAGAAAGCCAGCAUGAUGUAUCUAGAAAACGGCACCCCUGACACUGCGGCCAUGGCCUUGGAGCGAGCUGGAAAGCUUAUAGAAAAUGUUGAUCCAGAGAAGGCUGUACAGUUAUAUCAACAGACAGCUAAUGUGUUUGAAAAUGAAGAGCGCUUACGGCAGGCAGUUGAAUUACUAGGAAAAGCCUCCAGACUACUAGUACGAGGNNUUAGGUUUGAUGAGGCGGCACUCUCUAUUCAGAAAGAAAAAAAUAUUUAUAAGGAAAUUGAGAAUUAUCCAACUUGUUAUAAGAAAACAAUUGCUCAAGUCUUAGUUCAUCUACACAGAAAUGACUAUGUAGCUGCAGAAAGAUGUGUCCGGGAGAGCUAUAGCAUCCCCGGGUUCAAUGGCAGUGAAGACUGUGCUGCGCUGGAACAGCUUCUUGAAGGUUAUGACCAGCAGGACCAAGAUCAAGUGUCAGAUGUCUGCAACUCACCGCUUUUCAAGUACAUGGACAAUGAUUAUGCUAAGCUGGGCCUGAGUUUGGUGGUUCCAGGAGGGGGAAUCAAGAAGAAAUCACCCGCAACACCACAGGCCAAGCCUGAUGGUGUCACUGCCACAGCUGCUGAUGAAGAGGAAGACGAAUACUCAGGAGGACUAUGCUAGUAUUUUGCUUGCUGAAAAGAAAAGGGAAACAAAGGUAAAAAUCCUGACAUGCCAUUUCAAGGACUUGGGAAUAGAUUAGGGAUAUACGUACUUCAUUACAGUCAUGUUGGAU
This is a messenger RNA of Mandrillus leucophaeus (drill), 1297 nucleotides long. It is a transcript of the gene NAPG, whose product is annotated as N-ethylmaleimide-sensitive factor attachment protein, gamma. Gene Ontology annotation, biological process: intracellular protein transport. Gene Ontology annotation, molecular function: syntaxin binding; soluble NSF attachment protein activity. NCBI's taxonomy places the organism in Eukaryota, Metazoa, Chordata, Mammalia, Primates, Cercopithecidae. The transcript has 12 exons. Gene Ontology annotation, cellular component: SNARE complex; vacuolar membrane. The record is from RefSeq and is a predicted model, not a curated record. The coding region runs from base 247 to 1185 and encodes 312 amino acids.